AUGAAUCAAGAAAUCUACGAAGAACUGCUCUUCGCAAGAACUUUGAUAACCGACACUAAAGAAUUUCUGGAUACUAAAGAUAAAAUUUUAAAAGAAAAUUUAAUGAAGAGGAAAACAGACAUCGCCUAUUUAACAGAUUUGUUUACAAAAUUUAAUAUGGUUAAUUUGCAAUUGCAAGGCGACAGUUUAAAUUUGAUUAAAACAAAGUCCAUAUUAUCAGCGUUUCUUGUCAGAGUUAAACCAAUGAAGCAAAAUAUUGGACGGGGCGAAUUUUCUCAGUUCCCCAAUUUGUCACAGACAAGCUGCCAGGAAGACGACGUGUCAACUUACGUUCAACAUUUAAAUGCCCUCCAUUCAGAUUUUGAAUCUAGGUUUGAGGAUAUUCUGACUAUGGUAAUACCACCGUGGAUAAUUAAUCCAUAUGGUGACAUAGGAGAAACGAAUGUCAUAAUACAAGAGGAACUGACUGAACUAAGUACAAACGAAGAACUUAAGGUUCAGUUUAAAAACGGAUAUCAGCAAUUCUGGCUGCAAAACAACAUACCCGUUACUUAUCCCGUAUUAUGGAAUAUAGCGAGGAAAUUUUUAAUUUCCUUUCCAUCGUCAUACCUAGUGGAAAGGAGGUUCAGCGCUGUUACCAAUCUCCUAACGAAAACAAGAAACAGACUGGACAUCAUUAGCCGAGGAGAUUUAAAAUUAACCCUUACAAAAUUGACGCCAUCCUUCUCACUAAAAAUAUUGACUUAUUGCUUAUGUUAUUUUAUUUAUAGUUUAUUUUAUUCUGACCAAUAA
This is a messenger RNA of Acanthoscelides obtectus, 792 nucleotides long. Lineage: Eukaryota; Metazoa; Arthropoda; Insecta; Coleoptera; Chrysomelidae. The record is from the annotation of a GenBank genome assembly.